AUGAAGAAAAAUGAACUCUGGGUUGUUGGAUCCGUCGACAGGGAAAUUGCCAGCACCAUCAAAAUUUUGAUCGCCACGCGAUUGAAGAAAGAAAGCAGAUUUAUCGAAGCAUUCAUCCAUGUUCUCGAAGAAAAUGACCAGAAACCUGUCAUUCAGCCGAUCGGAGACAUAUUCGUGGAAGAAGAUUAUCCAGUUGGAAUGCUUCUCUACAGGGUCGAAGUCACAGAUCUCGAUGAAACGCCAUUCUUUGAAUUUUCCAUAACGAAGGGGAAAAAGUUUGUAAGCAUAGAACGUUUCUCCGGCUUUAUGCAUCUGAGAAGAUAUCCUUUUGAUGCGGUGGACAUUUGCGUGUCUGUCUUUGACGGGAAAUAUACAGACAAUCAAUGCUUUUUCAUUCAACCAGCAAACGGAAAGACUGUUUUGUAUUCGUCUGAAAAUGCUUUCCAACUGGACUCGACAAACUUCGACAGCUCAAAUCUAACAAUUACCGACGGAUUUGGCGAGGUCGCGUUGGAUUACAAUGUCUUCCUGAAUAAAGAAAAAGAUGCGCUGGAAUUAAGUUUUCCUAGCAGUCAAGCAGAUUUCACUUCAAUAUUCAUUGCCUCCAGCUCUAUCUCAAAUUCAAGAACCUUUCUGAUUGCACAUCAAUCCGCUUCUCAAACGAAAAUCAUCCCACCAGCUGAUUUGGGCACACUGACUCUUUCUAAGAGCUGGAUACCUCCCGGAGAAAUCUUGUACUCCAUGGACAUCCGAUUUGAAAGAAGCUACAGAUUCGAUGAAAACGUCUCAGUUGAAAUUUCGCCCGUUGAAUAUUUUGAUGCCAAGUUUUCGCCGGAUAAUGGACGAGUAAUUGUGUACUCAAGAGGUUUUGCGGCGGAAGAGGUCAAAAGAAUCGAUGAAAUUCAAAUAAGCAUUGGGGAUAAAAGCGUUGCCGGUACUCAUGAACGCUUUUCGGAUUGA
Messenger RNA from Oikopleura dioica, 960 nucleotides. The record is from the annotation of a GenBank genome assembly. NCBI's taxonomy places the organism in Eukaryota, Metazoa, Chordata, Appendicularia, Copelata, Oikopleuridae.